Gigantopelta aegis is the source of this 6968-nucleotide messenger RNA. RefSeq lists its product as uncharacterized. The coding region runs from base 67 to 4695 and encodes 1542 amino acids. Lineage: Eukaryota; Metazoa; Mollusca; Gastropoda; Neomphalida; Peltospiridae. The transcript has 2 exons. The record is from RefSeq and is a predicted model, not a curated record.
CAUGUCAUUGUUUGCAAGGCAGCUGGUUUUAAGAAAAUAACACGCAAGAUCCAUCUCCAAACAACCAUGCAAGAACAAAGUACUAUGGAAGUUGAUAGGCUUUCACACCAUCCAUGUCAUCGUCUCAGUGUACCAGCAGCCAAACUGUUUUGGUGUCGCCACUGUAUGGAGAAGUUUGAAGACCCUAUUUCGAGAUGGCGCCAUAGCAAAACUUGCAAGACUGAAGGGACUCUUAAUAUGAACAAACGUAAAGAACAAGAGGCAGAAGCAUUCAAAUUGUUUGUGGAGUCGACCACAGAACCUGAACAAGAGACGGAGCUGGAAUCUUCACUUCAACUUACAGCAGCAACAGUUUCACCUCCAGAAAAGAUUCCUAGUGUAACCCAGCAGACAGGAACAGAUCUCAACUGUUUUAUAUGUAAAAAAGAGUUCAUGAGUUUGGACGAGAUGCGUGCACACGUUCGAACCCCGUGCAAUAAACAGGACAAACAUUCGGAAGUGUACAGCAGGUUUCCAUUCAUCACUGACAGUUUUAAGAACAGCCAUAUGGAAUCUGCUGACCAAUUACAUGUACAUGAUGAAUUAGAUUCAUUGUUAACUUUGCACAAUACAGAAAAACAACCAAAUAAAGAAGAGAUGAUCAUUGCUAAACUUCUCAGCCAGUGGUCUCAACAGAAAGUGUCUUAUAAACAGCCCAAUAAAGAGAUGAAACAUAAGUCGCCUUUGUUAAAAAAUUCCACUAUUACCUCGGAACAGAGUCUAAACUAUAUGCAAGCCCAGUCCACCGUGGUCUUAGACACCAUGACAGAAGGUCAUUGUUUUUCACAAAAAACUGUUAUUGAAACGUGCAGUCAUGAUGAACAGAUUUUCAUUGGUCAUAAAACAAGUAAUGGCAAUAUGUCUAUGAAAAGCUCAGAAGUUGAAGUACUUGAAGAUGUUGCUCAGCAGGAUUGUAAUGAUCAAAGCCAUAAACAUCUAGAAAAGCACUGGAAUUCAGAAGCAGUUUUAAAGAGUGGUGUUACAAAUGAAUUGCCUGAUAGAAAGAGAAAAUGCAUUGAUCAGAAUUUUGAUUCUGUGGUUAAAAGACAAAGAGUUGAUGACUUGAUGUCAAAGGAUGAAACCUGCACCAAAAUAUUUAACAAUAGUGAGAUUGACAUAAAGGCUAGUCAAAAAAAAGAAAAUGAAGAUUCACAAAACGUGGGUUGUGAAGCAGGGAAAGGUGUUGGUGUUAAAAAGCCAACUUUUCAGGAUGCCUUGGAAAUGAGAAGGGACUGUGACAAAGAUGGUAUUUUACAUGUGUCUGGAGAUAAUAACACUGUCAGUGUCGUUAAUGGUGAUUGUGUUAGUACUAAGCAUAGUCCUGCAAAUAUUACUGAUGUUUCAAAACCUGGCAAUGAUCAUUAUGCGACUACUGAUUCAUUCAUUGUCAGACAGUCAUUUGAGCAAUCUGACAAAGAAAACCAUGCUUCAGUAGAUGUUUGUCCUCUUGUUACUAAGGAUGAAAAAGAUUCUGUAUCUGUAAAAUGUUUCCGUCCAGUUAGAACCAUUCCCAGUGCUGUAUCUUCAGUGAUAACUUGUGAUUAUACUCUGGAUCAAAUCGUGUCCAUGGAAUCAAGUCCAGAGAAGGAUUUUACUGUUCUAAGGGAACCUGAAACUCUACUUGCUGGUAAACAAAAUCUGGAAAACAAAAGUCCUAUGGCAAAGAUUUGUUCUUCAAGAAAGUACAAGUCCAUAAAGGUUAGCAAGAAUAAGCCUAAACCAGUCAGAGCUGUUAUUCCAGUUGUUAACACAGGCCUGAGGAACACAAACCAUGAUGAUUCAGAUACUGACUGUAUCGAAACAGUUGAGAGCAAGUACAUAACCCAUUCACCUAGUCCUGCUAAAACUAGAUCAAAACUCAAGGAUCCUGCAUUUUGUUCUGUACGGUCAACUGCAAGAACGUUGAAGCCAACUCAGAAAAAAUUGGAAUUGAUGGUAGAACAAAAGUCUAGGUCAAAAGUACAACCAAAAGGUAAAACACAGAGUGCAACAAAAGACCAAAUAACAAACAAAAAGUCUGUUAAAAAGUCUGUUAAAGUAUCUGAAAAACAAACUGCAAAAAAAAAUUCUGCGGGAAAAGAAAGUAAAUUGAGAGAGAAAAAACCUAAACCAGAAAAAACUGUAAUGUUCCAUCAACUUAAAACAGAAAAGUCAAAAUCUAAACCUCCAAAAAAUCUCAAAUGUAGAUUGUGUGACAGGAUUUUUGAUUCUGUGAAACAGUAUCAGAAUCACACACGCAUUCCUUGUAAGAUGAAAAUUACUCGAAAGUGGUCUCAAAAGGUUUUACGACCCAACAGAUCUCUGCCACCUUCUUGGAAACCAAGGCCUGGCAAGAGAAAGAAUAAAGAUGUCAAGAAGCCGAACCUCAUACCAAACAAUUUUAGAAUUCACUCACAAUGGGAACCUAGCAAACGCAUUCGCAAGACCUCAAAGACAAAAACUAGACCUGCCUCACCACAAUUGAGCAUUGUUGAAUCUUCAAAAGAAAAACGCCCACUUCCACACCAGCAGGUAGAAGUGUCAGACCUGACAGAAAAAGAGUUAUUUCUUUUUAAAUUAAACUUGAUGUGUUCAGAUGACCUUCCUCUGUAUAUGUGUGUCAGACCAAGGGUCCAAUACAUGCCACAUCCUCUUGCUGUUAGCGUUGAUAAUGCUAUUUCUGACAACUUAUCAGACUGCUACACAUCACCACCUGUUCUGGAACGAAUUGACAUUGAUGUGGUGAUGGCUGCAAUUGGUAGCACUGACUAUCCAUCUAAUUUAGAGCCACCACAUUUAAUUCCCGCAGUGCUUUAUAAUGAAGUCCUUCAAGCUAAUGAAUCUCAUUCGAAGACCAACUUACCAAGUGGUCAUGAUCUUGCCAUGAAUAAUGUGAAAACUGAUAUGAAGUUAAAUCAUCACAGAAAUAUUUUUGAUAUGAUUUCAGUGGUUAAGAAUUCUGCAUCAGACAUCAGUGAUUGUAGUUCUCUCAGUCCCAUUAAGAAUGACAAAGAAACAUUGAUAGGAUCUUCCCGGUGUAAAGCAUUUAACUCUCCAAACAAUUCACAAAAGUUGUUACCAGUUUCAUACACCGAUUCAGAUGGGUGUAAUGUUUUGCUGAACACUAAACCUUCACUGUGUAUUGGAAAAGAAUAUUAUUCCAGUACAAAACCAUCAGAUGUUGACUUGGUGAUAUCUCCUCAGCGUAAAGAAAAGAGAAAUUUGUUUGAGACACUUGGUUGGGAAAUGCUUUCUGAGAAUUCAGAUUUAUCAAUUUCAAAAACAGAACCUACUUGUCUUCCUCAAAGGCUAGCAGAGCAAACAGACAAAGAUAUAAUUGGGUUUCUGUCCAAAGGUCUUGGCAUUGAGACAUCAAAUGAUACCACUGCAUCGCCUGUCAAAGAUGCUAAAAAAUAUGAUAAUCAGUGGUUUUCUUCAAACAAGAGUGUAUGUCCACUGAAGAUGCAGUCAAAGUUUGUACAGCAGCCAGUAACCCAGCUUUCAGUCAUCAAACCAUUAAAAACCAAGCUAUUGCUUACUUCAAGUUCUGUCUCUUCUGUUUCACAGUCUUCACCAAAUUCAUCACAUCAACUAUCACCUGGCCACCAUUCUCCUGUGUUGAUUCCUUCACCAAGACGACCCACUGUCACAAAGCAUGGACGUAGUGCUACACACCUGUACAGCUCUUCUGUAAGGUGUAUUAUGCCACAAGAUCACAGUGAGGUGGCUGUCACAAGCAGUCCUAGUAAUAUUCCUACUAAGGAGUUGACCAAUGAUACAGAAAAAUGUAAUCAAGAACCAUUGUCAGAUGUAAUGAUCUUAGAAAGCAUAGUAACCAAUGUAAGCCAUAUUGUUAGAAAAUUACAGUUCAACUCUUGUCAUGAAUAUACAAACACUUGUAAUAUAUCUGACACAGAAUUGGUGUCCAGUGAAGCCUCAUCCAAAGAUACACAAAGAGAGGAAUCACCAUGUGAUACAUUGUCGUCAAAUAACGAUGUUCAACCUGAUGAUGACUUCCACCAAAAUAUGGUUCAGAUACAUGUCCUCCACAGUGAUGAAUCUGAAAGCAGUGAUGUUGAGGAUCUACUAGCAGACAUUGUGCAGAGAAUAUGUAGUGAUCCUUCCAGAGGACAAAGUAGUGUGAGUUCUAGAAACAAUCAAUGUAACUGUCAGAAUGCUGUGAUUUCUCUUGAAAACCGUAAAGAUGUCAGUUUGUGUAGCUGUGCUCAAAGUAAAUGUCUUUCAAAUAAAUCAAAUUCCAUAUCCUCCAGAGAAUCAAGUUCAGGGUCUGGUGUCUCAUCAGCUUUAACAAGUAGUGUAGUAAUUGACAAAGGUCCUUCUGUCUAUAAGGUUAAUACUGAAAACAGUUUUGAUGAAACAAACGAAGAAAACUGUAUUGGUGAUUCUGAUGAGGUUCAUGCACUAGAACUAGAAGACACCAGUGAUGAAGUUGUAGCAGAAGAACAAAAAGGGCCUUCAGAAAAUAUAGGUGAUCAUGUCAGCCCAGAUGUUACUGUUGAGUAUGUUGAUCACAUUACUUCUGAAAUGUUGGAUGACUCGCAUGUCACAUACAUUAUUAUUGAACAAGACGAUGUUCGCAAGUAUAUUGACUCUAUCAAAGACAUCACUAGUGCUGAGGAUAAUGUGACUACAAGUUCCUUUGUGUCUGUUAGCUGAUGAGACUAGUUUUAGAUCUGUUAAGCCACAAAACUAACUCAGGGUGGAUUUUUAACUACUUAAAAUAUUUUUUUAUUUUAUAAAACAUGACAUUCUUGGGGGUUUUAUGCAACUGAAAUUUACAUUCAGAAUUUUAUUUCUGAUUAUAGGGUGGUUGUUUUUUUACCAUUGAUUUAAGGGCUUGUGUAAUUCCAUAAAAUUAUAUAAUUUUAGGAACCACUCGUGGUUGUAAUUGUUACAGUAUAUAAGUCGAACCAAUUUUUUUUAUAUUAUUAAGAUAAUUUUGACAUUGUUUAAACUUUAAAACUUGAAAAAAAUCUGAAACUUGUCGGAACAUAAUGAUACACAUUGUAGUAUAUGAACACUUCCCAUGGUCAUUGGUGUUCAGUUAGUAAACAAUGUAUUCAGAUCACAUUGCUGCAGUCUUAACACCUCCGCUCUUUCUCAUAUGCUGUAGGUAAUACUACACAAUUCUUGAUUUGUAUUUCUGUGGAUGAUCCCAGAGGCUUAUGGUUCUCAUACCGGUGACAGUCUUUUGAUUUGUUAAUGUUUUAAGUUUCAAGCUUGGCACAGUGUCCCUGCAUUUAAGAAACCUCAUUUAGUGAUCUUGAUGAUGGGUAAUCACGGGUUUGUGGAUUCAAGCUGUGGAUACAUGGCAGGCCUAUUACUGACAUACAUGUAGUAGGUUUUAAGGAACAUAGCUGUUUGCAGUUGCAUGAAGGUUAUUCCCAUUUGAGGUAUAUCCACAUUGGAGUCAGAAUUAUUUCAGAAUCAAAUGUAAUUUUUUUAGAGAGAUGACGGUAUAUAUUUAUAUAACAAUAUUACCCAUUUGAGUUUCAACUCACAAUUUAUGCACUCCAUGUGUUAAUGUUGAAGAACCAGUCUUAAAUCAAAAUGAUUGGGUGUAAAAAUUAGUCAUGCAAAUUCUUACCCAGUAUAAUCUUCAUUCAUUUCAGUGGUCAUACAUUUUUGUAUUUACAUUACAUAGUCAUUUUACAAUUACAUGGGUUGAAUCUCGGUACAUUUAAGGUAUAUUUUCCUUUGUCAUUUAAGUCUAAAAGUGAUAUAGGCAUUAUUUUCUCUGUGGCAGCAAUCGGAAUGAAACUAAAUAGUCAUGCUUACUCCAGUACAUGUUUAAUUAACAACGUAAGAGUUUAUUUCCAAAACGCGAUAUAUGCCAAUUUCCAAAUUUGGGAAUUACAUGUAGCAUUGAACAUGCACUGAUUUUAGUACAACUCGGUAAAGCCUGUAAUAGAGUCACUGUCAAAAUACUUUCUUUGCCCAUAAAAUAGUGAUAUAGGGUACAUCAUGUUACAGCAAAAUCACAAUUUUUUCACAAUGACAUAAAUGGUUACGGUAUAUAUCAAGUUUUGAAAAAUGAACUACUCAAGUGAUCUAGACCAUUAAAACCAUAUCAAUAAAUUUAGCUUUCAGUUUUAUUACAUGUAAAAGGUUGAAAAUUAACAUGAAACCCUUGGUCGCCAGCAGGUUAGUUGAAGAAAAAUCUUACUGGCCCUUCUCAAAUUCAACUAGCCCUCCAAAACAAUAGUUGCAUUUUUUUGUUUGUUGAAUAAUGGCCAUGGCUCACUGUAUAUAGUCUGUUUGUGUUAAAGAAAAACGAUGAAUUGGUAUUUAACUUCAUAAUGAAUAAAUUUAAAAUUAAUACAAAAACACAUUAAGUUUUAAAUGCAUACCAACUCAAAAAAAACUAAAAUUUGAAAAAGAAAUCCAGUAUAAAUAAACAUGUUUCUUUCCAGAGUACCAUUAAAUUAUACAUAUUAAAUCACAGUUUUAAUACAGGGUAAAAGAAAAUGCAGUACAAAGAUAUAAAGGUAGAACUGUGCGUGCUUUAGUAAACUAGUCUGGGAGUGGCAGUCCUCGUGGCAAUACAAGAGGGAUGGAAUAAACUUUUUAGCGAUGCAAGUUGGGUGAAAUCCCCAGUAAAUGAUUUCCUCAGGAGUGACUGUUCUCCUACAGACGAGGCACUAGAUAAAGAUCCAUGGAAUCAUCUAUUAUUUUGCUAAAUGCCCAUUCGACUGCUUUGUGCAGAGAUACAGCUCUGUUCAUGUAUUAUAGUUGUAUCAUUCAGAUUACCUUGGAUGUUCCAUCAGUUGCCUUAAAACAGUUAUCUGUAAAAAAGAUCUAUGUUAACCUAUGUAGUUUGAUGGUAAUUUGUAAAAAAAAAUGUAGUCGCACUUAGCCAAUAAAGGUUGCCAUGGGCGACCGGACGACUGCUAAUUUUCAACCCUGAUGUAAAUAAAAUUGUAUGUACA